Messenger RNA from Umbelopsis ramanniana AG, 513 nucleotides. RefSeq lists its product as uncharacterized. Bases 34 to 342 code for a protein of 102 amino acids. Lineage: Eukaryota; Fungi; Mucoromycota; Umbelopsidomycetes; Umbelopsidales; Umbelopsidaceae. The transcript is spliced from 3 exons. The record is from RefSeq and is a predicted model, not a curated record. Gene Ontology annotation, biological process: mitochondrial electron transport, NADH to ubiquinone.
UGACAACCAAAAACAAGUCCUCAUCACAGCACCAUGUCUUCGGCACCAGUCAGCUUCCAGACAGCCCACCGACUUUAUGUCAAAUCCCUCUAUAAGCGAUCACUAAAGCUUUCACUUGACUGGUACAUUCGCCGUGAUUUGUGGCGUCAGAAGGCUCUUGAUAUUCGCCAUCAAUUUGAAUUGAACAAGAAUGUCACCAGCCCAAAAGAACUCCAGCAAAUCUUUGCAAAGACCGAAAAGCAACUCGAAGAAUUCGCUCAUCCCGAUCCAUAUAAAUUGCCAAUGGGACCUGAGGGUACCAAGUGGGAGCGUAACAUCCCACCUAGAAUGUUCGAUCAUUAGGAGACCUUACGCUACGUUAUUAGAAUCUUGUUUUCAAUCCACUUUUUUACAUAUCUGUUGAAAAUGCAACGAAAAAUAUAUCGAUGAAUUGUGUUCACACUACAAGCUGGUGGCGUUUUCUACCAUAGAGACGAUAAUGGAGAUUAUGUGGAUGUUCUGGUUUCAAUGCAG